AUGGUUCGUAUGAAUGCACCUGCCAUGAGGGCUAUGAAGGAAACGGCAAAAAUUGUACAGCUAAUUCAACAAUUUCAUCAUUUUGUAGAUAUCAAUGAAUGCGAAACAAAUCCUUGUGAUGAAAAUGCAAAUUGUACUAAUGUACAUGGUUCGUAUGAAUGUAUCUGCCACAAGGGCUAUGAAGGAAACGGCAUAAAUUGUACAGACGUCAAUGAAUGCAAAGAAAAUCCUUGCGAUGUGAAUGCAAAUUGCACCCAUAUUGAUAGUUGGUAUGAAUGUAACUGUCACGAGGGAUAUGAAGGCAAUGGCACCACCUGUACAGAUAUCAAUGAAUGCGAAACAAAUCCUUGUGACGUAAAUGCAAAUUGUACCAAUGUACAUGGUUCGUAUGAAUGUAACUGCCACGAGGGCUACGAUGGCAAUGGCAAAAAUUGUAAAGACAUUGAUGAAUGUAAUGGCGAUAAUGAUUGCUCGUCAGACGCUGUUUGUCAGAAUACCAUCGGAAGUUAUAAGUGUGUUUGCAUUGCUGGAUAUAAAGGAAAUGGACAGCAUUGCGAGGAUAUAGAUGAAUGUACAGAGUCACCACAGAAAUGCACUGGCGAAGGUCAAUCAUGUACCAACCAUCUAGGAACAUACAACUGUUACUGUACAAAUCCUCAGCAAGAACUUAUUCGUGGUGAAUGUAUUGAUAAUGAAGUCUCAGUCCAAGGUCAAUUGCGGAUCAUAAAUCAACGAUACGUUCCAGCCUUCAGAGACACACAAAGCGCAGAUUACAUAACCAUUACUAUAACAUUAACAUUUCAGCUGACUACUCUCUACAGAAGCACACCAAGACUACGCUUUACGUUUCAGUCAAUCAACAUUUUACGGCUAUUCCCAGGAUCAAUUGGAUUCGAUUACGUGGCGAUAUUUAACGAUUCAAAAGGGAUAAACAAUGAAAAUGUUCAGGAAGAAUUGGCCAGUUCAAUAAAUGUCACCAAUAAUGGCACAUUUCUUGGCAAUGACUUCCAAAUCAGUAAAGAAACAAAUUUGAAAAAGGUGGCAAACCUUUUAACCGUCCAUGAUUACGACGAAUGCGAUCCUGAAAAUGGUGUUCACACGGUUGAUUGUGGAAACAACGCAACAUGUGUCAACACGAACACAAGUUAUUACUGUGCCUGUAACAAGGGAUUUGUAAAGAAUGGCACUGCUUGUAUAGAUGUUGAUGAAUGUCAGAACAAGACUCACAAUUGUAAUGAAAAUGCUAAUUGCAUUAAUAUCGAUGGCUCUUUCGAAUGUGCUUGCAAAUCUGGAUACCGAGGGAAUGGGACUUAUUGUAUUGAUGUUGAUGAAUGUGCUGAAAAGAGUCACAAUUGCCACAGUAAUGCUACAUGCGAAAAUAAUCAUGGCUCCUUUGACUGCACCUGUAAAUCUGGCUUUUUAGGAGAAGGAACUAAUUGCAAAGAUAUCAAUGAAUGCCAAUCAAAUCCCUGUGAUAUAAAUGCCAAUUGUACCAAUAUUCAUGGUUCCUAUGAAUGCACUUGCCACAUGGGUUACGAAAAAAGUGGCGUUGGUUGUAAUGACAUCAAUGAAUGUCAAUCGAAUCCUUGUGAUGUAAACGCAAAUUGUACUAAUACCGAUGGUGGAUAUAAAUGUACCUGCCAUAAGGGAUAUCAAAGAAACGGCACAACCUGUACAGAUAUCAAUGAAUGUCAAUCAAAUCCGUGCGAUGUUAACGCAAAUUGUAACAAUAUCGAUGGUGGAUAUGAAUGUUCGUGCCGCAAUGGAUACGAAGGGAACGGUACCAGCUGUACAGAUAUCAAUGAAUGCGGAUCAAAUCCCUGCGACGUAAAUGCAAAUUGUACAAACAAUGAUGGUUCGUAUGAAUGCACCUGCCAUAUGGGGUAUGAAAGCAAUGGCAUCAGUUGUGCAGACAUCAAUGAAUGCCAAUCAAAUCCAUGUCAUUUAAAUGCAAAUUGCAACAAUACCGAUGGUGGAUAUGAAUGUGCUUGCUACCAAGGCUAUGAGGGGAACGGUACCAAUUGUACAGAUAUCAAUGAAUGUCAAUUAAAUCCCUGUGAUGUGAAUGCCAAUUGUACCAACACUCAUGGUUCCUAUGAAUGCACUUGCCACAUGGGAUAUGAAAAAAUUGGCGUUGGCUGUCAAGAUAUCAAUGAAUGUCAAUCUAAUCCUUGCGAUGGAAACGCAAAUUGUACCAAUACUGAUGGUGCAUAUGAAUGUACCUGCAAAAAGGGAUAUGAAGGCAAUGGUGCAACUUGCGCAGAUAUCAAUGAAUGCCAGUCAAACCUUUGUGAUGUAAAUGCAAAUUGCACGAAUAUUGGUGGUGGAUAUGAAUGUUCUUGCCACAGCGGAUAUGAAGGUGACGGUGCAAGCUGUACAGAUAUCAAUGAAUGCGAAUCAAACCCGUGCGGCGUAAAUGCAAAUUGUACAAAUAAUGAUGGUUCGUAUGAAUGCACCUGCCAUAUGGGGUAUGAAAGCAAUGGCAUCAGUUGUGCAGACAUCAAUGAAUGCCAGUCAAAUCCAUGUGAUGCAAAUGCGAAUUGUACCAAUAUCGAUGGUGGAUAUGAAUGUGCUUGCUACAAAGGCUAUGAGGGGAACGGUACCAAUUGUGCAGAUAUCGAUGAAUGCCAAUCAAAUCCCUGUGAUCUAAAUGCCAAUUGUACCAACAUUCGUGGUUCCUAUGAAUGCGCUUGCCACAUGGGGUAUGAAAAAAUUGGCGCUGGCUGUAAAGAUAUCAAUGAAUGUCAAUUUAAUCCUUGCGAUGUAAACGAGACUUGUACCAAUAAUGAAGGUGGAUAUGAAUGUACCUGCAAAAAAGGAUAUCAACGAAAAGGCAGAACUUGUGCAGAUAUAGAUGAGUGUAAUAUGCCACCGGGAGCAUGUAGAGGAACAGGUCAAAUGUGUACCAACUAUCCUGGUGGACAUCGCUGUAGUUGCAUCAGUCCAAGACAACUGCUUAGCGAUGGACAAUGUGUUGAUAUUGUGGCGUCUAUCCAAGGUCAAUUGCGGAUACUGAAUCGUCAAUUUCUCGUUGCCUACGAUAACCAAGCAAGCUUUGAGUAUUUCGAAUUUACUGAGGAAAUAAAUAUUGGGUUGGAAAAUCUUUUCAAAAAAACAGAGACAUUGGCAUCUACGUUUAAAGCAAUCACCAUUAAACGAUUAUUCAACGGAUCCGUUGGUGUCGACUACGUCGCAGGAUUUAGCAGCGCGAUAGGAUUGAGUAGUGAAAAUAUUCAAAAUGAAAUAUUCAGGGCAUUAACUUUCUCAGAGAGUGGCGCGUAUUUUGGCAACAACCUUAAAAUCACUGACAACAACAAUAUCACUCAAUUGCAAAUGGAAUUAGCAGAAUUGUUCAAAUUUACAGAUUACAAUGAAUGUGCCCAAGAGACUGUUUGUUGGGAAAACUCGAAAUGCGUCAACACAAACACCAGCUAUAACUGUGUGUGUGAUGAGGGAUUUGAACCUGUCGACGAUGGAACUGGUUGUAUUGCUGCGAAAAAAGGUGUUAGUAAAGACGUUGUUAACGUUGUCAAGACACUGCUUGUGGCGAUUAUUGUAUGGUUUACCUUGUGUUUUGUGACAACCUUAAUCAUCACUGUGAUGGCGGUGUUUAGCAUUUGUAACUCCUUCCGCAGUGAGGCAAGCGCAGAGGAGUUUGGAAAAGAUAUCGAAGUCGUACCUGUCUCUAUCACUACUCCUUCAUACAAAUCACAUCUGGUAAUUGAUGGUUACUAUGUAAACGAGUAACCAUCCAGUUGCACAAACACCAUGCAUUUAUUAAAUUUCUUUGCUUCACGAAGAUGAAACAUUUUCGAAGCUGUAAUGAAAAUUAAUCUGUUCUUAUAUGCAUAUAUAAAGACGUAUAAUUAUGAAGACGACAUAUCUAAACAAGUAUUACAUAAGUUCCUGAAAUGUUUUUUAUAAUGUUUAAAUUCCGCUACUUUGCAUGGUAUUUUAAGGGAUGCACAGGAUAAAAUCCUUUUUAACACACGAAUAUACUGUCUA
Molecule: messenger RNA, 4005 nt
Organism: Dendronephthya gigantea
Lineage: Eukaryota; Metazoa; Cnidaria; Anthozoa; Malacalcyonacea; Nephtheidae
Product: fibrillin-2-like
Exons: 32
Coding region: 1-3747 (1248 amino acids)
Molecular function (GO): calcium ion binding
Source: RefSeq, a predicted model, not a curated record